GCGAUGACGCCAUAUUGUAAACUUAGAAUGUGAUAUCACUUCGAAAUGAAACUGGAAUAAUCCUGAAUUAUCUUGAUAUAUCUGAGGAGAAAAAUUAAGGAAUAAUGUUUGGUGCAAAGCCAUCUUUUUCUUUUGGAACUGGAAAUGCUACAUUUGGUGGUGGUACAUCAACCCCUUUUGGUGCAGGGAACACAUCAACAUUUGGAAAUGCAGCUAAUAAAACAUUUGGAGGAACACCAGCAUUUGGAUCCCAGACUCCAAGUACAGGAGGAACAGGUUUAUUUGGUCAGCAGAGCACGUCUCAGGGGACAGGUCUGUUUGGACAACAGAACCCAGGAGCUUUUGGUGGCACUGCCCAGUCAACAGGAUUUACAUUUGGUGCUACACCUGCCACCAACCCUGGAAGCAGUCUCUUUGGCCAGCAAAGCACAGCACAGACUGGUGGAUUGUUUGCAUCACCAGUCUCCAGCACCAGUUUUGGUGCUAAGACCCCAGGUUUUGGAGGUUUUGGAACGAGCACAUCAACAGCUGGAGGGUUGUUUGGAAACACUCAGCAGACCACCUCCUUAUUUGGCAACCCAAGUGGUAGUACAGGCUUUGGUCAAUCAGCAGCCAUAAAUGGAACCACUCUAAAAUUUAACCCUCCAACAAGCCAAGACACAAUGGUGAAGAAUGGGGUCAGCACUAACAUCAAUACACGGCACCAAUGUAUUACAGCCAUGAAGGAGUAUCAAAGCAAAAGUCUGGAGGAGCUCCGAGUGGAAGAUUAUUUAGCAAAUCGCAAAGGAAAACAAACUGCCACAGCAUUUGCUACUCCGUCAGCAUCAGGUGGAUUCUCUUUACUACAGAACUCAAACAUGGCUUUUAACCCAACUCCAGCAUCAACAGGAACUUCUUUGUUUGGACAACAACCACAACAAACCAGCAGUUUAUUUGGACAGAAUAAACCCCUAUUUGGGGCCUCAACUGCUACCGGAACAUCUGGGUUUUCUGGCUUUGGAACCACAACAUCUACAUCCAGUUUGUUUGGCCAGCCAACUCAAAACAAGCCUCUCUUUGGAGCCACACCAUCCACACAGGCCUCAGGUUUUGGAGGAACUAGUACAGGCUUUGGUGGCUUUGGGGGAACCAGUACAGGCUUUGGACAAACCAGUACUCCAGGUACCAGUCUAUUCAACUCCAAACCAGCUUUUGGAACUACUGCCACUACUGCAAGUGGUUUUGGAACACCAGGCAGUAAUUUGUUUGCCAAGCCAGCCACAGGACCCAGUCUGUUUGGUACCACUUCACAACCCUCCACCUUUGGCACCUCCGGGGGAUUUUCUUUUGGCACCACACCUGGUAUAGGAACAAGUACUGGAGUGUUUGGAGCCAAACCCACAACUUUUGGAAACACCAGUACAUUUAAUCUGGGUCAGACCUCAGCUUUCAACCUGAAUAAACCGUUUGGUACCAGCACAGGGAUGACUGGAUUUGGUACAACUACAGGUUUUGGUGUAGGUACUGGAUUUCCUCAAGGAGGAGCGUCAACAACUUUAAGCACGGCAGCACCACAGACAGCUCCUGUUCCAAAUGAAGUCCAGAUCAAACAGCAGUUAAUGGCACUGGCCAGUUCACCGUAUGGUGAUUCUCCUUUAUUCUGGAAUCUGAAACCGAGUGAUAAGAAAAGAGAAGAGAUCCUGAAACCAACGAACCCUUCAGCACAGAAAGCUGUUCUGUCCAAUCAGUACAAAGUGAGCGCACGACCCACAGCCAAAAUUAAACCCAAAUCUCUCCACAACAUGCUGAAUGGAUCAAAGACACACAUGUUUGAGGGCCUGGAAGAUGAUGAUUUCAGUGGAGGAACUGAAAGCUUCAUGCCAAAGAAAAGCAUCAAGAAGCUUGUUAUCCGGAAAGGAAGCUCCAGUUCUACUUCUCCUAGUCGUGCCUCGUCUGUGUUAGGGGAGUCAGAAAAUCAGAGCAUCAAUGAGCCAGAGGUCACCCAGAAUGGAAACUCGUUUAGCUUACAUGACCGACUGGAAAAAGAACCAAAAGCCCCAGAGGUUCACCUUUCACAGAAGCCAGUCUCGGAAAAUUUUGAUGAUACAAUAUCUCAGCUUAAUGUACAACAGAUACGUGUGCCAAUAACUUCCAAAUCGCCGGAUGACACUGAUCUCAGUCUGAAUCAAACGGUUGAUGAGAGCAUUGAGAGACCAACCACACCCCCUCCACCUAACCUUGCUGGUAUAAUCCUGACACGACCUGGGUAUUACACAAUUCCCUCUAUAGAAGAGCUGUGUGAACUUGUGGAUGAGAAUGGGGACUGUUUUGUGGAAGGUUUGACAGUGGGAAGGGAGGGAUAUGGAAGUAUAUACUUUCAUGGACCUCUCAAUGUUGCCAACCUGAAUCUGGAUGAUAUUGUGCACAUUCGCCGGAAGGAAGUGAUUGUUUACCCUGAUGACGAUAACAAGCCGUCAGAAGGGGAAGAAUUGAACAGGAAGGCAGAAAUUACACUGGAUUGUGUAUGGCCAACAGAUAAAACAACUCGAUCUUACAUCAAGGAUCCAGAGAGAUUAAAAGCCCUGGGCUACCAUGAGAAGAUGGAAGAAAUUACAGCACGCAUUGGAGGUCGAUUUCUGGACUACCGUCCAGAGACAGGCUCAUGGGUAUUUGAGGUGAAGCAUUUUACCAAGUAUGGACUGGAAGAUAGUGAUGAGGAAGACUUGUCUGCCCUUGCUCAAAUGAAGAAAACGAGCCAGAAAGUUCAAGUGAAUGGAAAACCUGUGCCUCCAGCAAUGGGAGAGAAGAAGACGACUCCAAAGAUGUCCUUGAUGAGUGAAGUACCACCUCCCCCUCCUCCAGACACGGAGGUACCUAUGACAGAGGACGACGCCCUUACAGAUAUCACCCAGGAGACCGCUCCAGACAGCAUGGCAGAGGAAUAUACAGGUGAGGGAUAUGAGGAUGAGAUGGAUGAGCAGCCCUCCUCCCAUCGCUUGGCUCAGAGUAUGGGGGUUAGUGCUCAGAACAUGCAGGUCAUGAAGGCAUCAUUCUUCCAGGAAGAUGAAGCUCCACCACAGCAGGACAUAUUAAGUUCUUCUCGCCUGAGUGGAAAGAAGGAAGCUAGUAUGUUUAGUGAUGCCUACAAGAAUUCCUUGAUGUCCCCUGUCAAGCUCUCGGGAGUCCCUAAGAAUGUUAACAUUGAGAGAGGUGCCUUCCCACCAAGAAUUGUUACUCCGGAACCAAUCCGGCCAGCCAAAUCCAAAUUCCACAUGCCUCCAGUGGAUGAGCACUUGCCACUUCCGACUGGGAUGAAGUCGGAUGACCUGCCUCGUCGGAUUGUAGGGGCUAGAAUACCAAGAUCUAUUCCAGAAUUUCAGGACUCUACAAUGUAUGAUAAGCAGGAUGUUAUAGUUGAUGCGGCCUUGUUCCAUGGUCGGUCUUUCCGUGUAGGCUGGGGGCCAGGAUGGACAUUUGCACAUGCUGGAUUAACCGUUACGCAACAAGUCACUGGUGCAGAAGAAACAUCUUUCUCGGUCUUAUCAAGCUCAAGAAAAAAGAAAGUUGGUCCCACUAGCUGGAAUGUCGCUGUAGAAAAGUUAGAUGUGACACCUUACUUCCAACCUGAGGACCCAGUUGUUGUGCGAAAUCAUGAAGAGUUGCUGUCCAUACAGUUAGAACACUCCAGGAGAGAGGUGGAGGAUGGAUGUCCUGUCUUUGGCCCCAGGGAGGGGGAGAUGGCCCUGCAGCACAUUGUGGACCAGAUCAAGCAGGAUAAGGAGAAUUCAGAAGGACACCCCGACUUUGACAGUGUCAGCUACUCGGAGACUCUGUGGAACCUUUGUUCUGCUUUGUUUGGGAAUUUACCAGAUGAUGUUGUGCAUCAUUAUGAAGUACAACAUGCCAGAAGAGAGGCAGUGUCAAAAUGGCUGUCCUCCACUGCCAGUGAUAAAAUCAGAAAGGAGAUUCAAGAAGCCAAGUAUAGGGGAAAGAAUCACCUACCAGCUCUGUUUGCUCAUCUGACAGGUGGACAGGUAGCAGAGGCCUGUAGUCUGUCCCAGAAGAGUGGGGAUACAAGACUGGCCUUGGUUUUAUCACAGUGUAUAGGCAGUUAUGUUCCCAAACAGCUUCUUGACAUGCAGCUCAAUGAAUGGGCAGAGUUAGGAGCCUUUAAGUUUAUUGAGGAGUUACGUCUGAAGCUGUAUGCUCUACUUGCUGGCCGCUUGGUUUGGCAGACCCCUCAAACAACAGUUAAUACCUGUAUGGAUUUGGACUGGAAGAGAGCUUUUGCUUUACAUUUAUGGUACAUGUGUCCCCCAACUGCUCCAGCCCAGAUUCACAAAGCCCUGGAGGAAUACGAGAUGGGAUUUAGAGGAGACUCACCCCUAGGAAUGUAUUGUAGCCCUCCAUUGCCCCCAUAUCUUGAGGAAAGUGAAAUGGAGGAUAAAGAAAACAUCCAAGAUACUACCUACCACUUACUCAAACUGUACUGUCAACGUACCUAUCCAUUAGAGAGCUUAUUUAAUCCCAUGUCAUGUACAGUGAAUCACAUGGACUACAGGCUUAGUUGGCACCUGCAGCAGGUACUCCAGUCUGUGGAAGCUCAGUACCGUCAUCUGUCUGCCUACCAUACCGCCUGUCUACACCUUAGCUUUGCUGCACAGCUUGAGUCUAUAGGGAUGUGGGAGUGGGCAGUAUUUGUGGUACUACACUUAGAGGACAGAAGAAGCCGAGAGUGGAGAACACGUGAUCUGUUGAGCAGAAAUAUGUCGGUAAAAGAAGAGUUCAAUGAAAAGGAAAUUUUUCUGAGAGAAAAGCUUGAUGUUCCUGUAGAGUGGAUUCAUUAUGCAAAGGCAUUGAAGGCUCGGUAUAAUAGGAAUUCUCACGCUGAAGCUGUUCAUUUGCUGAAGUCCAGAAGGUGGAAUGAAUGUCAUAAAGUCAUUCUGCGACAUUUGUCAUCUGAUGCCAUAAUUAACGAGAACAAUAGUUACCUUUAUGGGUUCCUAGUGGAGCUUGCACCACCUGACAGGUGUAAACAGAUCCUAGACUGGUCUAUAGGAGGUCAGGUGUUACUGGAUUAUUUAACACUUGUCCAAAAUCUGGAACAGCUAAAACUGGAAGUGGAGAGGGAUGGGCAUGAGAGUGUAGUAAAUAUAGACAGCCUAAGGUCUGAUAUCACCUCCCUGUGUGAGCGUAUUUCUAACCUUCCAUGUUACCAGUCUAGGGACAGAUUGUGCCAGUCUGAGAUUUCUAAGAGGUUGGCUGUGUUGUUCCGCACCAUUCUAAGUUUACAAGGAGAAAAUGAUGUUUCAGCAAGAUUUAUGGCCCCUCAUAUUGGACAUUUACCAAUGCCAGAAGACUAUAAAUUACAGGAACUGAGAAGUCUGACGAGGGACUUUUCAUCCAGUUAUCUCCGUGCUAUCAAUUGAAACAAAGGACUCUCAACAAUUGUAAGGUGAAACCAUCAGGAACAGACAGUAUAAAUCUACUCUUAGGAGACCAUUUUAGGAUUCAUCUAACUUCUCAAGCAAACUUGACCAGAUAUCCGAAGUUGUGAUGAGUUCUACAGGUCACUUUUAGCCAAGAGAGUUCAUUUAAGGAUCAGAUUCAGCUGAAAUGCUCUGGUUUUAUUGUAGAUGAUUUUGAAAUAUUUAAACAACUGUUAAAACAAUAUAUUUCCAUUUGCCCAAGUAAAUGUGAGACAAGAUUGAAAAAUUUAUAUUUAAGAAGAAUUGUGCACAAAAUGUUGACACGUGCUGUUUCAUAAUAUACAGGAAAAGUUAUGUUUUUCCCCUAACUUUUCAUUAAAAAGCAGUGUUAUGAAAGCAGAAAACUUUGUGUCCAUGUGUAAAUGUUCCUUAUGAUGAUAUGUGAUGUUUUGACCUUGUAUGAAUAUUGUCUUUUUGAAGACUACAUUUCAGACUGAAUUGAAAUAAAAUGAAUAAAUACUGUAAAUACUUCC
Molecule: messenger RNA, 5941 nt
Organism: Saccostrea echinata
Lineage: Eukaryota; Metazoa; Mollusca; Bivalvia; Ostreida; Ostreidae
Product: nuclear pore complex protein Nup98-Nup96-like
Exons: 38
Coding region: 105-5408 (1767 amino acids)
Biological process (GO): protein import into nucleus; RNA export from nucleus; post-transcriptional tethering of RNA polymerase II gene DNA at nuclear periphery
Cellular component (GO): nuclear pore; nuclear pore cytoplasmic filaments
Molecular function (GO): structural constituent of nuclear pore
Source: RefSeq, a predicted model, not a curated record